Messenger RNA from Rhincodon typus (whale shark), 4671 nucleotides. RefSeq names its product E3 ubiquitin-protein ligase SH3RF1-like. Lineage: Eukaryota; Metazoa; Chordata; Chondrichthyes; Orectolobiformes; Rhincodontidae. The record is from RefSeq and is a predicted model, not a curated record. The transcript is spliced from 11 exons. Gene Ontology annotation, molecular function: protein binding. Bases 579 to 2909 code for a protein of 776 amino acids.
CAAGCCUUGGGCCAUUUGUCUGUGACCAGCCGCCUCUGCGAUGCUGCAGCAAUGAGCCUCAAACAGUCGCCGGCAGCUUCUUCUGCACUUUUUAUCUGCAGAGUUGCCCCGUGAAUCUGCCUGUACACUGGCGAACAAUUCUUCACCUUUGAAACAUUGCAGCUGCCUGAGAAUGUGUAGCCCUUUCCGUUGGUUGUGGGGGCGGGGGGUAACGUGGGAGUUGUGGUGAAGGUGGCGGUGCUAUGGGCUAUAUUUCCCCCCUUAAAUUGCCGAGUGAGUAAUUCGCUCUGGCGUCAUGUCAUUCCCUGCGGUUUGCUGGAUUGGGAUUGGAGCUUGUAGAGCUGGCGGGGAGGGUGGGGAAUAGACUGUUUGAAAGACUGGGAUAUUGUUAAUGCAGCGACACACAUUCGCGGCUCGCUCCACUCGGGUUAUUUGAAGUUGAAGUGAAAGGGAAUGGAUGUGACGUGACUGAGCUUGCUGGGUAUCAGGUUGUUCAUCAUUCAGCGGAACCUUUGUUACGAUGAGGUUUCUCUGGAGACCUGCCUCGGACUGAAGCUUUGGAAUCAGAGCACGAAACAAUGGACGAAUCCAUUUUGUUGGACCUGCUGGAGUGUCCCGUGUGCUUAGAGCGACUGGAUGCCACGGCCAAAGUGUUGCCGUGCCAGCACACGUUCUGCCGACGGUGCCUGCAGGGCAUCUUAAACUCCCGGAGCGAGCUGCGCUGCCCGGAGUGCCGAACUUUGGUGGACUGCAGCGUUGAUGAACUCCCCACCAACAUCUUGCUGGUCCGACUACUGGAUGGUAUCAAACACCGGCCGAGGAGGCCGGGUAGCAGCGGGGUCAACGGCAAUAACAACGUAAAUGGUACCACCAGGGUACAAAGCAACGGAGCUAUUUCUGUCCCCAACUGUGGCACCGCGUUACGGGAUCUUCAGAGCAUUCAUCGAGUGCAGGCACGUAGCCCCCCAGUCAGGGAUGAUAUCUUGACAGUGAUACGCCGAGUAGACGAAAACUGGGCUGAAGGAGUGUUGGGAGACAAGAUAGGAAUAUUCCCAAUUUCCUAUGUUGAGUUUAACUCAACAGCCAAACACCUGAUACAGCUGGAUAAACCUUCAACUUCCAAUUCUGGAGGUGGCGAUUCAGGCGAAGGCAGCAGCAGUACCUCAGUGGCUGUGCACAACAGUUCUGCUCAGAAACCCUUGGACAUCACAAAGAAGAACACCAAAAAACGACACUCGUUCACCUCACUAACAACGUCUAACAAAGCGUCUCAGUCAUCUCAAAACCGCCACUCCAUGGAGAUCAGUCCUCCCGUCCUGAUAAGCUCCAGUAACCCGACAGCCGCUGCACGCAUCACUGAAUUGGGUGGACUCUCCUGCAGCGCUCCUUCUCAGGUCCACAUUAGCACUACUGGUUUAAUAGUGACACCACCUCCCAGCAGUCCUGUGAAUACAGUAGCUCCGUGUGCCUUCCCUAUGGAGGGUACCUACUCUGCUCCUGGGGAGAAUCACCCACCGCUACCACCACCACCACCUUCGAAUGCCGUCGUUACCACCUCGGCAUCUACUGCUCCACGGCCAGCAUUGGCACCAGCAGACCAGGUGGCACAUCCAAGGCCUCAGGCACGGCCAAAUAUGUAUGUUGCUUUAUAUCCGUACACUCCCCGCAAAGAAGAUGAGCUUGAAUUGCGAAAGGGAGAGAUAUUUCUUGUGCUUGAACGCUGUCAAGAUGGAUGGUUCAAGGGAACAUCUAUGCACACAGGCAAAAUCGGUGUUUUUCCUGGGAACUAUAUGGCUCCUGUAACAAGGGCGCCCGCUGCUGCAGGGCAGUCAAAAUUGCCAGUAGUGGUGACAGCGCAAGUUGGCCGAGGAGUGACCACAGUGGUGCCUGUACCGGCAGUGACACCCCAGCCCAAAUCUCCCGGCAAUGGCGUAGACUUCAGCAGACCAGUCAGUCCGACCCCGCCGAUCCCCACCGCAGUGAUAUCAGUGGCCCAUGUACAGGCUACCAACCCACAGGCCAAGGUUCUGAUGCAUAUGGCUGGUCAGAUGACAGUUAACCAGGCUCGCAACGCUGUUCGGACGGCUGCUGCCCAGGGCCAGGAGAGACCGACUGCGGCAGUGACUCCAAUCCAGGCUCACAGCCCAGCUUCCCCCAGCCCUGCCGCCACAGUGGCUGCUCAGCAGGUCGGACCCUCGCAGCACCCGCAGCAGGCCGUCAGCCCUUUCUCCGUCGUCACCGCUCCUGCAGCAACGAGACCCACCGUCGCUCUGACCUCAGCAACUGCUGCUGUAACCCCUCCGAACAUCAGUGCCACCACUCUAGAGGGGGAUUCAUUGGGCAUUGCCACCACAUCUGCAACAGCCUCAACUAUUAAUAAAGUUGAAAAGGAGAGCAGAGAAAAGAAGGAGAAGAAAGGUUUCCUGAAACUCCUCUCGGGUGCGUCUACGAAGCGCAAGUCUCGGCCUUCGCCCCCAUCUUCUCCCACUUUAGAGUCUGAACAGGCAGCUUCUGAGACAUUGCUUCAGGGGGCUGUGGGUCCAGAAGUCUCUUCAAGUGUCAGCCACGGCAGAACUGGGUCCUGCCCUGUGGACACAGAGGCUCAAGGGACAGCGCUGGAAACGCUCCAUCGAAAAACAGCUUCUUUGGAUUCUGGUGUUCCCAUCGCUCCUCCUCCCAGGCAACCGUGUUCAUCCAUGGCUUCAGUUCAACUGGAAUCCAAAUCUAUACCAUGUGAAAGGUACAGAGUUGUUGUGUCUUAUCCACCACAGAGUGAGGCUGAGCUGGAACUAAAAGAUGGCGAUAUUGUAUUUGUGCACAAGAAACGAGAGGACGGCUGGUUCAAGGGUACCCUGCAGCGUAACGGGAAAACGGGCCUGUUCCCUGGCAGUUUCGUAGAGAGCAUCUGAGGACCCUUCAUAAAGCAUGCACACACAAUUCUCAACUGAGAGGUUUAUGAAGCACACACACAACAAUCUGAAGCACCGGCUAUUGUGCGGAAUAGCCCUAACAACAGCUGAAAUGGAGGUUUAAGAUAUCAAAAGGCAUCAGCUGUGUGGAUUUACAUUUGUUUUUGUUUGUUGAGUUUCCAGAGGCACAGCAGCAGCACAGUGAAUGUUCACCAGUGACACGACUCCUAGCGUGUACAGUUUGUGUGAUUAUUUACAAUUCACUCUGUGCCUUUCACUGUCAUUUGUUCUGUCAUCAGCUAAUGUUCAUCAUCUUCACUGAAACACAAACUCUUUGGCACCAUAAUGAAAUCAGCUGUUUACAAAGAGGCUGUAAUUAAGAGAAAACUUUGUAACUUAUUGGAUUAGAGAUUUUAAGUCCUUGAUUCUUCAUGUAAAGUGAAAGUUCUAUAAUGUCAAAUGUUGAAAAUUGUAUAAUUUAUAAGUGUUAUUAUCUGAGAGGGGAAGCUGGAUUCUCUCCUCAUGAUUCAUUUUGACAUGGUACCUCUUCUGUACACAGCUCUUUUAACUCCAUUACUGAUUGCUGGUUUAGUGACCUUAUAGAGAAUUGUAAUUGAGGACUUGUGCACGGUCUUGUAAUGUUGUACGGUGGUUGUCCAUGUUGCAGCCAGUGUAGGUAUGUUAUGGUGUUGACCUGUACUGUAUAUUGCAACGGUUUGGGAACUCAGUUUGUAGUUUUGUGUGGAGAGGCCACUGCGAAAGACAUGGCGUUAAGCAAACCUCAAGAAAGAAGCUGUGAAGUUGUAAUAUAAAACUGGAAAGCCGUUCAUGAAUGAGAGGAAGUCUCCACUCUGUAAUCAUCUGUUCUCAAUCCCUCCUGCCAUUCAUUUUAUUGUGAUCAAGGCCUGACUCUUUGUAGCUUGCACAGAGGAAGUGAAUGGGAUUGCCAAAAGACUGGCAGAGGUCCUUGUGACAACCUGCUUAGCCCAUGUGACAAUGAAAAUUGAUUUGCAAAAGACCUGGGCCUGCUGUCCCUGGUUCAUGGCUCCCAUGCACUGGUUCAAACUGUGCAUAUGCAAGCCUUAUCUUCCAAGUCACUGCUCUCAGCUAGCUAUCUAAGAGUUAACCUUAGGUCUGGAGAUCAGAAUUUUGUAUCGAUCCACAUGGUCAAGUGGUAAUGGUGCAGAACAAUUUUCCCUUCAAAGUUCUCUCAUCAUUGCAGUUUUCAGUUUCAAUGAUUCUGGGCCCAGUCUCCUCCCCACUAUCACCAGCCUUGUUCCCAGUGCUAUGCCUGAAUAUGUUAGAUCUGAGGUGUGCUACAGGCCAGAGCCAAUUGGUUCCAAUCAUUAAACCUACAGCACUACAAUGGCCAGCACCUUGCUAUAAUGGACACAGUGUCCUUGAAAAAUAACGAUGUGACCAACCUUUCUUUUAUGAUUCCUUUAGAGACAUACCCACAAAAAAUCUAUUUGUGUACUUGAAUGAAAUUAAAUGAGUAAUUGUCACAUACCUUAACCUGGAUUUUUCUCCUUGUAUGUCUGAAAAUUGUUGUAGUUGGAGAGACUGUGUGGAUAUUUGGCCUCUGCAGAUUGAAGCUGUAUCUUGAUAGAUUCUGGUGUUUUACAGAAUAACCUUAAAAUAUUACGCAGGAACAAUAAAUCAAAGCUAAAACCUGACCUGUAGGAAUUUGCAAACCUCAAAUGUGGACUUGAGUCUGUCUUGAAUGUCUAUCUCAUAAAUAAAGCACCACCCUCAGUAAGUA